Messenger RNA from Peronospora matthiolae, 645 nucleotides. Lineage: Eukaryota; Oomycota; Peronosporomycetes; Peronosporales; Peronosporaceae. The record is from the annotation of a GenBank genome assembly.
AUGGAAAUGAGCAGCGCCGAGCCUCGUAAACAAGAUGUGGUGAGAGUGCUGACGAAUGAGCGCGCCGAGCGUCAAGGAGAAAAAGGGACAGCAACAGCGACUACGGUGAAGGCUGAAGAUGCAACCAAGGCAUUCAGCACCGAGCGUAAGCCUUACCAAAGCACGUAUUGUGGCAAGGUGGGACACACGGUGGAUCGUUACUGGACAAAGCAGAAGAACGAAGGUCGGGGAGCCCGACGCGGCGGCAAUGGUCGUGGACGCGGGGCUAACAAUGUCCAGUGGGGACAUCAUGAUGAAGGCAAUGGCUACGAUCGAGUGGCGUUUGCAGUCUCGUUCGAAUGUGGAGUUUCGACGAGCAAGGACGUGUCUGGAAUGUGGGCCGUCGACAGUGGUGCAACGCACCACGUUUGCCAUGAAAAGACCAAGUUUGCAAGUUUGGUAGUGCGCAAUGAGGCCGAACUAUUGGUGGCUGAUGGCUACAAAGUGGCCAUCAAGGAUGUUGGAACCAUCAUAGAAAAUGUGUUUCUGACCAACGGCGAAGAGCGCGAGAUCGAGAUCAAGAACGCGUUACAUGUUCCAAGUAUGAGCAAGAACCUGCAUCAAUGCCACAGACUAACAGGCAUGACAUCUCCAAGUCGUGUUUGA